UCCUAUCUCUCUCUCUCUCUAACUCAAUCCAUCACACUUUGAAGUCUGCACGUUAACCUUCUUCCCCAAAUCCACUUCUUCUCCAUACCUUCUUCUUCUUCUUCUAUUAUCAUCACCAGAUCUCCCUUCACCUCAUUUCCUUCUAUCCACACCACACAAUCUUACCUAUCUUCACACAAACAUAUACAUAUCAUGUAUCAUUCAUUUAUCAUCUCAUCAACUUAGUUAUUUUCACCUGUUUCCUUCACCGAAUGAUCCCAAAGUUAGGGUUUCCAGUGCCCUAAUUGAACCGCUGAAUUUGUUUCAACUUGUAUGUUAACGGUUAUAUAGCCCGAGCCUGAGGCUCGGGAUCUGGAAUAAUGGCUUCGGAGGAUGAGCAGCAUGAUCGGUGGAUCACAGAGUUUCCUAAAGUUAGCAAUGCGUAUUUGCAGAAAUUCAGACUCUAUGAAACUCGCUCUAACUUCUAUAUGAUCGGACGCAGUAAGAAUAAAUCAGUUUGGAGGGUGUUAAAAAUUGACCGGUCAGAACCUACUGAGCUUAAUAUCACCGAAGAUCCCACAACAUACACUGAAAUCGAAUGUUAUGAUCUUCUAAAGCGUAUUCAUGAUGGAAAUAAGUCUACAGGGGGCCUUAGAUUUGUUUACAUUUGUUACGGGAUAGUCGGGUUUAUUAAGCUUUUGGGACCGUAUUACAUGCUGCUUAUUACAGAAAGACGUAAAAUUGGCGUAAUAUGUGGUCAUGCAAUUUAUGCAAUUACCAAGAGCGAGGUCGUACCGAUUCCGAAUUCUACUGUUCAACCAAGUGUGGCUUACUCUAAGGAUGAAAACAGAUACAAGAAGCUCCUAUGCUCAGUGGAUCUUACAAAGGACUUCUAUUUCAGCUACUCGUAUCAUAUUAUGCAUAGUUUUCAGAAGAAUAUAUCCAGCCCUGACACUGGAAACGAAACGAUGUUUGUUUGGAACGCGUUUUUAACUAGCACGGUUCAUAAUCAGCUGAGGAAUAAUCUCUGGACAGUACAACUAGUUUAUGGCUACUUCAAACAGGUCAAAAUUUCAAUAGGUGAGAAGGAUUUCAAGUUGACCCUCAUUGCUAGACGGUCUCGCCAUUAUGCUGGAACCAGAUAUUUAAAACGAGGGGUAAAUGAGAAGGGUCGUGUUGCCAAUGACGUUGAAACAGAACAGAUUGUAUUUGAAGAUGUACCUGAUGGAUGUCCAGUGCAAAUAAGCUCUGUUGUUCAAAACCGAGGUUCAAUACCCUUGUUUUGGUCCCAAGAAACUUCAAGACUAAAUAUUAAACCUAAUAUUAUAUUGUCAAAGAAGGACCCCAAGUAUGAUGCGACCCGACUUCACUUUGAGAAUCUUACGAAGAGAUACGGAAAUCCGAUAAUUAUAUUGAAUUUAAUUAAGACCAAAGAAAAGAAACCCCGGGAAUCUCUUCUUCGCAUGGAGUUUGCUAAUGCCAUUGAGUUGAUUAAUAAAGAUUUGCCUGAGGAAAAGCGUUUAAAGUUUCUUCACUGGGAUUUAAGCAAAUAUUCUAGAAACAAAUCUACAAAUGUGUUGGCACUUUUGGGAAAAGUAGCCACUUAUGCAUUGAAUCUAACUGGUUUCUUUUAUUGUCAAGCAAUCCCAAAUUCAGCGUCCGAUGAGCCAUUAGACCUUUCGAGGGAUGAUGAUGGUGGUGACAUGUACAGUUUCCAGACGAAAAAUAAAGAUGCUGGCAACGUCAGUUUCAAGCCUCUUAAAUAUCAAACAGGGGUCUUAAGAACAAACUGCAUCGAUUGUUUGGAUCGUACAAAUGUUGCUCAAUUUGCAUACGGUUGGGCUGCACUUGGUCGCCAAUUGCAUACUAUAGGUUAUAUAGAUACCCCUGAUAUUGAACUAGAUUCCGCUUUAGCAGAUGAUUUAAUGAGAAUUUAUGAAAAAAUGGGUGACACUCUAGCACUACAGUAUGGUGGUUCUGCAGCUCACAAUAAGAUAUUUUCCCAGAGAAGAGGUCAAUGGAAGGCUGCAACUCAAUCUCAAGAGUUCUUUAGAACUCUACAACGUUACUACAGUAAUGCUUACAUGGAUGCCGAAAAGCAGGAUGCCAUUAACUUGUUCCUGGGUCACUAUCAGCCGCAAAUUGGGAGACCUGCACUGUGGGAAUUGGAUUCGGACCAACAUUAUAAUGUUGGUAGUCAAGGUUCUAACUGUAAAGUGGAAAGAGCUAGGCUUAUUAAAAGGUCGUUGUCGGUCGGCAACAUGCUUUAUGAUGACAACAUCCUCUGUGAUAGAAAUUCUUCUGUUGGAACUGCUCAAAAUGAUGAAGAAUCCUUACCUGAAAGUGAUUCGUUUUAUCAAAGCUAUACAGACUUAAAGUCUUCUGAUGAAUGCACCGACAGUGCUCGAAUAUUUUACAAUAGAGAUUCCUUCGACUGCUCAAAUUUUCUUGAUGUUGAUUGGCUUUCAUCAUCUGGAAAUUCAUUUGAAGACGAAGCAUAUGAAAGAUCAACACUUGUAGGCUCCCCCAUGGGCGGUCAAUCAUCUGAAAAUGUCGUAAAUGAAAUGUGCACUUUUGCUAGUGAUUCUGAGAUAUGUACUAAUGUAAAGGAUGGUCAAAAUCCCGUCGGAUGCGGGUUUUCAGAUAGAUUUGCAGAAUGGGUGACUCAUGGGGAUAUUGUGUUCCCUUGAUCAGUUUUGUCAACGAAACCGAAAAACGGAAAAACAAAAGACAGUCUUACCAGUGAGCAAUUAAAUUUGAGUCAUAACCUAAAAGGAAGUGGGCUGCAAAGGAGAAAUAAAUGGUAAGAUGAUAUACCAUUAGACAAAAGUAGCGCCUGCAUAUUCUAAAAUGAUAUAGAACCCCGGAACCCGCUUUAAAAGUAAAGGAUGCUAACCGUUGUAACAAAAUGUAUGUACAAACAUAUGCAUGAGAGAAUUAGAACAAAAGAGUAACAAGCUACAAUUUUUUUCAUAAUUUGAAACUUUGUAAAUAAGUUUGUUUGAUUUAUUGUUGGUACCUAUUCUUUUA
Molecule: messenger RNA, 3009 nt
Organism: Helianthus annuus (common sunflower)
Lineage: Eukaryota; Viridiplantae; Streptophyta; Magnoliopsida; Asterales; Asteraceae
Product: phosphoinositide phosphatase SAC2
Exons: 16
Coding region: 360-2669 (769 amino acids)
Biological process (GO): phosphatidylinositol dephosphorylation
Cellular component (GO): intracellular membrane-bounded organelle
Molecular function (GO): phosphatidylinositol-3,5-bisphosphate 5-phosphatase activity
Source: RefSeq, a predicted model, not a curated record